This is a messenger RNA of Camellia sinensis, 3083 nucleotides long. RefSeq names its product splicing factor-like protein 1. Gene Ontology annotation, molecular function: mRNA binding; zinc ion binding. Gene Ontology annotation, biological process: regulation of mRNA splicing, via spliceosome. Gene Ontology annotation, cellular component: nucleus. The record is from RefSeq and is a predicted model, not a curated record. NCBI's taxonomy places the organism in Eukaryota, Viridiplantae, Streptophyta, Magnoliopsida, Ericales, Theaceae.
AUUACCUCUCUGUUCUUGAAAACUAAACCAAACAUCCAUGGAUUCACUGCAUCCAAACCCUCCUCCUCUUCUCUCCGAAACCCUACCUCCCGAACCUCCUCAUCCUCUCUCCUUCUCCUCCUCAGAAACCCUAGCUUAUCCUCCUCCGCCUCCACCAUCCUCCGAUCCAAACCCUCCUCCUCAACCCCCUCCCGAAACCCUAGCUCCCCCGAAUUUUCAAACCCUAGCAUCUUCAGACGAUCCGAUCCCGAUUCCCCCCUCCGAACCCGAUUUGCCGAUUCCGAAUCCAUUGCCCGAAGACCAAAGCCAGAAGCAAGAGCUUCAGAGGCAAUUGUUGUCUGAGAAUGGUAGUAGUACGGACAGGGACGGUUCGGGAGGCGAGGAGGAGACGAAUCGCCGCCGCCGCCGCCGGAGUCGGUGGGACCCUCCGGCUGACGGUGAGGUUCAGAAUGGGGAGGCGAAGAAGAGGAAGUCGAGGUGGGCUGAUGAUGAGCCGAAGCCGGUGUUUCAGUUGCCGGAUUUCAUGAAGGAUUUCGCUGGAGGUAUGGAUAUUGACCCUGAAAUUCAAGCUUUGAAUGCUAGGCUUCUUGAAAUUAGUCGAAUGUUGCAAUCGGGUUUGCCAUUAGAUGAUCGUCCCGAAGGCGCUAGAUCGCCUUCUCCGGAACCUAUAUAUGAUAACAUAGGAAUUCGAAUAAACACUAGAGAGUAUAGAGCUCGCGAAAGGCUUAAUAGAGAGAGACAAGAGAUAAUUUCGCAAAUUAUAAAACGAAACCCUGCGUUCAAGCCGCCUGCAGAUUAUAGGCCACCGAAGCUUCAGAAGAAGCUAUAUAUACCAAUGAAAGAAUACCCGGGUUAUAAUUUUAUCGGUCUUAUAAUUGGACCGAGAGGGAAUACACAGAAGAGGAUGGAGAAAGAGACUGGUGCGAAAAUUGUAAUUCGGGGUAAAGGGUCAAUUAAGGAAGGUAGGUUGGGACAAAAGCGGGAUUUGAAGUUUGAUCCUGCGGAGAAUGAAGACUUGCAUGUUUUGGUUGAGGCUGAGACGCAGGAGUCACUUGAUGCUGCAGCGGGAAUGGUAGAGAUGCUUUUGCAUCCUGUAGAUGAAGGAUUGAACGAGCAUAAGAGGCAGCAGCUUCGGGAACUUGCUGCUUUGAAUGGUACGAUAAGGGAAGAUGAGUAUUGUAGGUUGUGUGGUGAGCCUGGUCAUAGGCAGUAUGCUUGUCCAUCUCGUAUGUCAACUUUUAAGAGUGAAGUUUUGUGUAAGAUUUGUGGGGAUGGUGGGCACCCAACUAUUGAUUGCCCUGUGAAAGGGACUGUGGGAAAGAAAAUGGAUGAUGAGUAUCAGAAUUUCUUGGCAGAAUUAGGUGGGACAGGCCCUGAAUCUCUUACCAAGCAAAACCCAGCAUUGGCUAUUAUGGGUUCCAACAGUUCAGGAAGCAACCCACCUUGGGCCAGCAGUGGCGGUGCUGGAAGUACUGGGAACUCGUCACAUCCGGGACUGGGCAGCAAUUUAACUAAGGUUGGAAAGGAAAUAGAUGAUACGAACUUGUAUAUUGGGUACUUGCCACCGACUCUUGAUGAUGAUGCUCUGAUCAGAUUGUUUUCACCUUUUGGUGAAAUAGCAAUGGCUAAGGUUAUUAAGGAUCGGGUGACUGGAUUGAGCAAAGGUUAUGGUUUUGUAAAGUAUUCUGAUGUCAAUCAGGCAAAUCAAGCCACUAGUAGUAUGAAUGGUUAUCGCCUAGAUGGGAGAGUAAUAGCAGUAAGAGUUGCAGGUAAGCCGCCCCAACCCGUUGUACCCCCUGGACCUCCUGCUCCACCAAUGUCUACUUACCUUCCUCCCAAUCAGGCAGUUGGUGGAUACCCAUCUCAACAAAAUACAUCAGGUGGCUCUCUUGGGAGUAUGCCACCUGGCAGCUACAUGGGUCCCCCUGUUCCUUGGGGCCCACAGGCUCCUCCUCCUCCGCCUUAUGCUCCUUACACCCCUCCUGUUCCUGGAUCAAAUAUGUACAACCCAGUCCAAGGUCAACCUAUGCCCCCUUACAACAUACCAUAUCCCCAACCACCUCAAGCUGCUAUCUCUGGUUCUGUGUCUCAGAGCAUGCCUUCAAGUGAAGCCCAACAAAACUACAUCACUGGGGUGCAAUCUCAGAGUAAUGCGUCUGUAGCCUCUGCACAGUCUGGAGCUAAUAAUAUCUAUGGAAAUUCAAUGAUGGGGAUGCCACCAAACUCUCAACCUACAUACCAUCCAUCUUCCUUAGGUUAUCCUUCUUAUUAUGCUGUAGCUCCUCCUCCUCCACCUGGGUCUCAUUCAACAGCAGAUCAACAGAACUUUGCAAGUGAAUCGUGGGCUUCUAAGCCACCUGCUCCACCAUCCAUUUCAUCGGCAGAACAAAGUCAGCAAGCAAGUUAUGGUGUGGAUCCUGAGUAUGAGAAGUUCAUGGCCGAGAUGAAAUAACACUGUUCCAGUGACUACGAUGUUUUCAUGUUAAUAAGCAUGAGGUUUUCUUGGAGCUCUUGUCAGCCUGUUUUGUUACAUGUUGCUAUGACUUCAACUUGUUGGAAGUUUCAGACUCACAUCUUUUAUCUUGCUGUGCUGUUGUCACAAUUGCAGAGACUUUUUACCGAAUUUCAGAUUUUCUAUAACUGUAAUGGAGAAGCUAUGUGUUACUCCUUUCUGCAGGUCAUAUGGACUACAUCUGGUGCCAAUCAUGGUCCACCUGGAAAGCAUCUUCUUACUUGCAAUUUUCAAGUGCUGGUUGUGUUUGAACUUUAUUGACUACAUGGUUUCUGUCGGUUUUGUGCUGUAAUGAUUCAUUAGAUACAAUUUUAAUGUCCCAUUUUCUUUGUCUUUUUUGUCUUUAAUUUAUUUUUUCUGUCAAUGGUGACUUUUUUUUGCAUUGUGAGGCCUGGAUGAUAUGUUCAUUCCAAACCUGUCUGAAGCCUGGGUUAUAAAUGCUCCCUUUAUCUAGGGAGUGGAAGUUAUCCACGCCACACGUUAGUUGAUGAGCAUUGGUAUGUGCAAUUAAUUAUCUAAUAUUGGUAUUUUUUUACUUAUAUGACAAACUAAUAUGGUCUUGUUUUGGAUA